AUUUGCAGAUUCCGCUUCAAUUUCAGCCUCUUGUUUACUUAACCUAGUCGAUUACGUCGUCGUCUACGGGUCAUCCCGUUCCUAGACCCAAGAAUACCUAGGUACCUUUCAAAAGUUGACAGGGGCAUUAGGCGAGCUUUGGGGCUGAAUAGGCGGGUCCAGAAUCGGUAAAUUUACACAUGCGUUAUACUGCGAUAGCUUAAGAUUGACUAUUGUGACGUCAACUCUUCAACCUUAGGUAUAUUAAAGCCCUCGAAUGACGUCAAGAUAGCUUCUGCUCCACCGGACCAAAAGUUCCUAGACGAUAUCAUACAUACAACUGACGUACAUAUUAAAGCAUCGAGGUCCAGCAGUCUAUACUGUUUCAUUCUCUUUCAUCAUUAGACUCACAUAAGAAACACCAACUAAACUCAUCGAUACUUCUCAUCACAAGAUCUAUAACAUACGAUUAAAUUCACACCUUGUCUCCAUCACAUACUAUCAAACAAAAUGACUCAAUCAAAGGCAGACAAAAUCGAGGAGGUCCGAUCCAACCUCCCUCUACCUGAACAGCCCCCCGUCGCCCCAGACUGGAACUCGGCCGACGCCCGCAACGUCAACGUCGGCUCCGGCCGCGUCCAGAGCGACGUCUCUACCGGCGCCGGCUCCACGGCGGGACUGCGUGAGCCCGCAAGCAAGAAGGACGUCGACUUAAGCGGCGUGGGCCGCCAGGGCAAGGAUAACCUGGAGAACCCGCCUAAGGAUGCGAAGUCCAAAUAGGGAGAUCGUGUGUUGAGUUGAGGGGAUAGAUGGGUUACGAUAAGAUGGUUUAUUGGGACUUGUUUGUACAACAUAGGGGGAAUAAUCUCCGAAGGGAGUGUAUUAUUUACGGAUGGAUGGUAUAGAUACGCUUAUAUGCGUUGCAUUAAGUUGCAUAGUAGCUUGACAUCGGUCGGCUACUUAGAUAGAUAGUCAUUAAUUGACUACCAUGAAGAAUAAUCUACGUGAGGC
This is a messenger RNA of Daldinia loculata, 990 nucleotides long. RefSeq lists its product as uncharacterized. The coding region runs from base 490 to 759 and encodes 89 amino acids. The record is from RefSeq and is a predicted model, not a curated record. NCBI's taxonomy places the organism in Eukaryota, Fungi, Ascomycota, Sordariomycetes, Xylariales, Hypoxylaceae. The transcript has 2 exons.